AUGGCCACAGAAGCCUUAAUCAGCUCGCUAUCUGCUCUACAAUUCUCGGAAUGCUAUGCUCUUGUCAAAUACGGGCUAGCUGCCACCGAUCCAGACACCAUGCACAAGACAUUGAAAACUGUCGCAAAGGAAGGCUCUCCAAGGCAUACAAGAGACAUGUGCUACUACCUCUUGAACAAGACUAGUCGCUCUUUUGCUAGAGUCAUUCAAGAACUGGACUCGGAGCUCAGACACCCUGUUUGUAUCUUCUACCUCGUGCUUCGAGGCCUCGAUACUAUCGAAGAUGACAUGACCAUCCCUCUGGAAAAGAAACUGGACGUCCUUGCCAACUUCCACAAAAGUCUAUAUCAACGAGGCUGGAAGUUUACCGAAAAUGGUCCAGACGAAAAGGAUAGAGAAUUGUGUGCUAAAUUCGAUAUUGUCAUUGAAGAGUUCCUCAACAUGAAGGAGGAGUACCAAACAAUCAUUGCUGAUAUCGCAAAACGCAUGGCUGCUGGUAUGGCUGAAUUCAGAUCCGACAAGAAAGUAAUCACUCUAGACGAUUAUAAUCUAUACACUCAUUACGUGGCCGGUCUGGUUGGACUCGGCUUGACGGGCCUCUUUGCUGCUUCUGGACUCGAGUCUCCUUCAUUGGCAAACCAAACCGUCUUGGCAAACCACAUGGGACUCUUCUUACAAAAAGUAAACAUUAUGAAGGACUUUAAAGAAGAUUGGGAUGAAGGAAGAUGGUUUUGGCCACAGGAAAUCUGGAAGGAUUACGUCCCUGCUGGUGGUGACUUGGGUGAAUUCACUCGUCCUGAAAAUCUGGAUCGAGGAUUGGCUUGUUUAAACCACUUGUGUGCUGAUGCUCUGGAUCUGGUGCCUGACUGCUUAGAAUAUCUGUCUCUGCUACAAAAUCAAACUGUUUUUCAAUUUGCUGCCAUUCCCCAGGUGAUGGCCAUUGCUUCUAUUGCUCUCUUCUUCAACAACGCCGUAAUAUUCCAAAGAGCGGGAUUAAAGAUUCGUCGUGGUCUGGCUGUCAAGUUGAUUUUGGGCUGUAACUCAUUCGACUCUGUCAAGGAUAUUUACCGAGGCUACAUCAAAGAUCUCACUCUCGCGAAUGAUAUCCGUGUCGGAAGCAAUCCUUACGACAAGUCAUUCCUACGUGUUGGACAAGCUCUGUCCAAGGCUACACAAUGGCUUCAGCGUCAUGACUUGGCUUAUGCUUCCAAAUCUGUUUCCAAGACAUCGUCCUCAUGGGCAGACAUGUUCUUGACGAUAUUGGUUUUGGUUGUUGCUGUCUUGCUUGCAUUCUCUUUUAUCCCUCGCGCUCAAUAA
Messenger RNA from Synchytrium microbalum, 1317 nucleotides. It is a transcript of the gene ERG9, whose product is annotated as squalene synthase. The record is from RefSeq and is a predicted model, not a curated record. Bases 1 to 1317 code for a protein of 438 amino acids. Gene Ontology annotation, biological process: farnesyl diphosphate metabolic process; ergosterol biosynthetic process. Lineage: Eukaryota; Fungi; Chytridiomycota; Chytridiomycetes; Synchytriales; Synchytriaceae. The transcript has 5 exons. Gene Ontology annotation, molecular function: squalene synthase [NAD(P)H] activity. Gene Ontology annotation, cellular component: endoplasmic reticulum membrane.